Molecule: messenger RNA, 585 nt
Organism: Lolium perenne
Lineage: Eukaryota; Viridiplantae; Streptophyta; Magnoliopsida; Poales; Poaceae
Source: RefSeq, a predicted model, not a curated record
CUAGCUAUGUCCGGGGCAACCACGGAGGCUGUUGAGGCAUUCAACCCUCCCCCCACAGUGGCUAAGCUUGACGAUACCACAUUGGUGAUGUGUAUGGUGCAGAUUGGCGCUACAUGGGCUUGCUACGCCAUUGACUUUGCAAUCCGGGCAAUAACAUUGAUGGAUCCGCUUAUCUCGUCCCCUAAUGACACAUCGAUGGUACAAAUGCACUCGUUCAACGCCCCCAGGAUCUUAAGCCAAGCUAUACACUGCAUGCAUAAACACACUGGGAACAGUUCAAUUGGCAACGGGUCCUGGGAAAAGAUCUUGCUAACUGGAGCUGACGAAGAACCGCAGUGCAACAUUGAGGGCUCGUCUAUAUGCGCACUUAAUUACGCAAGGUGGUUCAAUGGUACAACGGUAUGCAAUCCUAUUGGGAAACAGCCAGUAUUAGCACAGUCAAAGAAGGAGCUUCUGGUAGUAAUGCGGAUACAAGCCAGUAUUAACAACGGGCAGAAACCAACUUUCUUUGGCCGGGCCCAACUCGAUAUGCUCGAGGAGUAAAAUUAGCACCGGACGCAUGUGUUUGCAAUUCAGUUCGAAGGG